Messenger RNA from Chara braunii, 1198 nucleotides. Lineage: Eukaryota; Viridiplantae; Streptophyta; Charophyceae; Charales; Characeae. The record is from the annotation of a GenBank genome assembly.
GGCAUGCAUAUACAUAAUAAUGAAUGAACAGUUAGAGAGAAGGGCGUAGUAGCGAAGUAGAUGGUGGGAGUGGGAGGAGGGGGAGUUUACAAGUGAGCCGCGUCGUGGUACUUUUCGCGCCGCGCUGCGCCGCCACCACCAUCGCCAUCAACCUUUUUGGUGCAUGCCGUGUACGGAAGUUGCUUCGUGUGCGGUUGUACGAGCUUCGUCCACGUGGCAAGUUAUGGCUGUGGCUAUGGCGGCGUGCUCCUCCUCCUCCUCCUCCGCAUGUCGUGCGCUGUCGCACGCGCACGACUUGGGCGGGCGGACUGAUAGGACGGCAGGCGGAAGCGUGGGGGAAAGAGCAGGCGGGGGAAGCGCUGGAGCUAGAGAAUGGAGGGCCGCUUCUUCUCGUUCUGGUGAUGGGCUGCGACCUGCUUCUUCUUCUUCUUCUUCUUCUUCAUCUUCUUCAAUGCUGGUCAUGCGUGCGCGAUGGAGAAAUGCCAGCAGGAUUGACGGUGCGGCUAGACGGUGCAUUGACAACGUGCCACGUGGAUCCUUUCUUGCUGGAUAUGGUGCCGUCAAGCUGGAUCGCAACUCCGCACUCUCGCAGGAGACAUGCAGACAUGCAGAGUGGAAUUUGUUUGUGUCACGGGCAGCAGCUUCCACAACAACUCCCAGCAGCAGUCACCUUGCCCCACAGAUGGAAGAAGAAUCUGAUCUGUUGGAUUGGGACAGCAUUGGGUUCAGUCUACGGUCAACAGACUUUAUGUACGUGAGAAUUGCCGGUCGCGAUGGAGUUUGGGGUCCAGGCGAGUUGCGACGAUAUGGGAACAUAGAGAUGAGCCCUGGGGCAGGAGUGAUUAACUAUGGUCAGGGUGUUUUUGAGGGGCUGAAGGCAAAUCGUACGGAAGAUGGCCGAGUGCUGUUGUUCCGACCUACUGAAAAUGGCUUGCGGAUGGAAAUGAGCGGGAGCCGCAUGUGCAUGCCCACAAUCCCACCAGAUGAGUUUGUCGACGCCGUGCUCCAGACAGUGGCUGCAAAUCGACGAUGGGUGCGUAUGCCAACUACGCCAACUCCCCCAGCGUGCAUCACAUCAUUCUCUUAUUGAAACACCAGUUGCACUCUUGUAGAUACUUAAUAUAGUGCAUUGGGCAGGCAGAUUCAAGGAGGCGAUGGCUGCGCAAGUGCAACUGUGUAGUAAAGCAUAUUAAGUAUC